GGUUGUUGUUGUCUAACAAAAGAAUUUCUGUAAAGCGAUUAAAGGUUUAUUGCGCAGUAAAUCCUCUUACAAGCGUGUUAACAGAGAGCUUCACGCUAAAAUGCUGCCAUUUGCCAAAGAAUCUCUGAAGACGGAGGCUCUGCUGACUUCCACUUUCACCGCCUCGUAAAGCAGAAAAUAGAAUGGCAAAGACUCUAUUUCUGGUGGCAUCUCUGCUGGUUUUGGGGAAUGUCGUCUUCCUACACGCCUCCUUUCCCCCCAGCCUCAUCACAGAUCUGGCCAAAAUUGUCAUGGACAAUUACUGCUCCCCGGAGAAGUUGUCGGGCAUGAAGGAGGACAUCGCAACAGCGGGUGCAAACACGGACGUCCUCAACAUCCCGGACGGCGAGGCGCUGGCCAAGGUUCUAACCGAUGGAGUUCAGACCACAGUCAGCGAUCCACGCCUGAGGGUCUCUUACGAGCCCAACUAUGUCCCCGUGGUGCCACCGCAGUUGCCCCCAGAGCAGCUGAUCGCCGUCCUGCAGACCUCCAUCAAGCUGGACAUCUUGGAAGGAAACAUCGGGUACCUGAGGAUCGACAGCAUCAUCGGAGAGGAGGUCGCUGAGAAGGUCGGCCCUUUGCUUCUGGAGCUGGUGUGGAGUAAGAUCCUGCCCACCUCUGCCCUGAUCUUCGACCUGCGCUACACCAGCAGCGGUGACAUCACAGGCAUCCCGUACAUCAUUUCCUACCUGACAGACGCCAAAUCGGAGAUUCACAUCGACACCAUUUACGACCGACCUCUGAACACCACCACCAAGCUGCUCUCCAUGCAGUCCACCCUGGGGCAGACGUACGGGGGCACCAAGCCCCUGCUUGUCCUCACCAGCAAGAACACGAAGGACAUCGCAGAAGAUGUGGCCUACUGCCUGAAGAACCUGAAGAGAGCUACCAUCGUGGGCGAGAAGACCGCCGGGGGGUCUGCAAAAAUCAAGAAGUUCAGAGUGGGAGACACUGACUUUUACGUGACGCUGCCAACCGCAAAGUCCAUCAACCCCAUCACCGGCUCUUCUUGGGAGGUGACGGGUGUGAAGCCCAAUGUGGAAGUCAACGCAGAGGAAGCCCUCGCCACCGCCCUCAAGAUCAUCAACCUCCGACUCCAAGUUCCAGCCAUCAUUGAGGAGUCAGCCACGCUGGUUGCCAACAACUAUGCCUUUGAAAGCACCGCGGCGGACGUGGCAGAGAAGCUGAAGGGCCACCUGGCCAACGGGGACUACAACAUGGUGGUGUCCAAAGAGAGUCUGGAGGCGAAACUGUCCGCCGACCUGCAGAGUCUCUCCGGAGACAAGAGCCUGACGGUCAGCAGCAACACCGGAGCCCCCCCACCAAUGGAAUACACCCCAGAGAUGUACAUCGAGCUGAUCAAAAUCUCCUUCCACACCGACGUCUUUGAAAACAACAUCGGGUAUCUGCGCUUUGACAUGUUCGGAGACUUUGAGGAGGUCAAGGCCAUAGCUCAGGUCAUUGUCGAGCACGUCUGGAACAAAGUGCUCCACACGGACGCCAUGAUCAUCGACCUCAGGAACAACGUCGGGGGGCCAACAACGGCCAUCGCCGGCUUCUGCUCUUACUUCUUUGAUGGAGACAAGCAGAUUCUGCUGGACAAGCUCUACGACCGGUCCACCGGGACCACCACGGACCUCCUGACCCUCGGAGAGCUCACAGGUGAGAGGUACGGCUCCAAGAAGAGCCUCAUCAUCCUGGCCAGCAGAGCCACCGCCGGGGCGGCAGAGGAGUUCGUUUACAUCAUGAAGAGGCUGGGCCGGGCCAUGAUCGUUGGAGAAACCACCGCCGGCGCUUCCCAUCCGCCCAAGGUCUUCCAAGUGGGCGAGAGCGACAUCUUCCUCAGCAUCCCCACGGUCCACUCGGACACCUCGGCCGGGCCCGGCUGGGAGGGUGCCGGCGUGGCCCCUCACAUCCCCGUCGCCGCUGGUGCUGCCCUGGAGACCGCCAAGGCCAUCCUGAACAAGCACAUUGGCGGCCAGCAGCACGCCGCGUCCUGAGAGGAUGUUUUUUGCCUUUGAAGCUGGUUUAGGAGGAGAACUGUAACGUGUAACUAAUAAGUAGACCCCUGAAGAGUAGCCAGUCGGUAGGGAAAAAGGCUCAACUGUACUUUUUCUGUAGACGUCUAAGAACAUCUGAGCUUAGUGAGAACAAGCGAGCAGCUUUUCAUGUUUCAACUUCUGUAAAUGUCUUUAGUCAGUCCGAACGCUCCGAACCGAAGCUCCGGGGCUGCUUAUAAACCACCUGAUAGUUGGGGGGGGGGGGGCAUUUCCAGUUGUUUUAAUGUGGAUCUUCUUUGCUUGAACGAGUUCCUGUUGUGGGACACAAUUAAAGACAACACAAGUACACAA
Molecule: messenger RNA, 2390 nt
Organism: Oryzias latipes (Japanese medaka)
Lineage: Eukaryota; Metazoa; Chordata; Actinopteri; Beloniformes; Adrianichthyidae
Gene: rbp3
Product: retinol binding protein 3
Biological process (GO): proteolysis
Molecular function (GO): serine-type peptidase activity; retinol binding
Source: RefSeq, a predicted model, not a curated record